AUGUUUACCAUUAUCGCCGUAAUCGUAGUCAGCACGCUAGUCGCACUACUCACCUACGUCUAUGCCAAUUAUGGACGUCGAUACUCAUUAGGCCGCCGAUUUCGCGGACCACCAGCGCUGCCCAUCAUUGGCAAUGCGCUACUCUUCCUAGACAUUCAGCCAGACGAAUUUAUCAGCCGCCUCCUGGCGAUGAUCAAAGAAUAUGGAAAAACAUUCCGCCUUUGGUUGGGCCUCGAUCUCAAUAUUAUGAUGCACGAUUUCCGCGAUAUUGAAAUUUUGCUCAGCUCCCCAAAGUUUACAACAAAAUCAGAUCAAUAUCGCUUCUUGAAAGACUGGCUGCGUGAUGGUCUGCUACUGUCGAAUGGACGCAAAUACCAACAACGACGAAAGCUGGUAACACCUGCAUUCCACUUCAAGAUGAUGGAAGGUUUUUUAAACUGCUUUCACGAGCAUUCCGGGGUGUUGGUGGAGCAAAUGAGAAAGAUAUGUGCUGAAAGGCGGUCGUUUGAGCUGCUGCAUACGGUGGGUCUCUGCAUGUUGGAUACAAUUUGUGACACAGCAAUGGGUGUGCAUACGCAAGCGCAACGCAAUGGAGACUCGGAAUAUGUAAGAGCACUGAGAAGCUUGACGACAAUUCUUCACCUUCGCAUGUUCAAUAUCAAAUAUUACUUCGAUUUCAUUUUUCGUUUCACACCGGAGGGGAGAGAAGCGAAACGCGCCCUCGCCAUCUUAGACGACUUCGCAGAGCAGGUGAUUCUUGAACGACGCACAGAAUUGAUGCAGGUACCGGAAGAGCAAGGCAGAGGCAACGAAGUGGAACUUUCUAUUGGCAUAAAGCGCAAAGAGGUCUUAUUGGAUAUUUUGCUGCGUUCGUCAGACGACGGCAAACCGCUAUCGAACACGGAUAUCCGCGAGGAGGUGCUCACAUUUAUAUUUGCCGGACACGACACGACUUCAUCGGCGUUAAUGUUCUUCUUCUACUGUAUCAUCACGAAUCCGGAGUGCGAGCGAAGGUGCUAUGAGGAGGUUUGUAGUAUUUUCGGCACAGAUCCGACAGUCAUCGAAAUAACGCGUGAGAAUUUAAGCCAGCUGCAUUACGUGGAGAUGUGUAUUAAGGAAGCGCUGCGUAUGUACCCGCCAAUAGCGCUGAUCGGUCGCAAAGUGCUGGAGGAAUGCACAAUGAAUGACCACAUUCUACCCGCCGGCGCCAAUAUUGGCUUCUCUCCAUAUCUGUUCGGUCGUCAAAGUGAGCUAUAUCCAGAGCCGAACAAAUUCAAGCCGGAACGCUUUGAUCUGACGGCACGCGAAGAUGACACAAAACCGAAUCCAUAUAUGUUUACGGCCUUCUCGGGAGGUCCACGCAGCUGCUUGGGUUCAAAAUAUGCUGUGCUACAGAUGAAAGUGGUAAUUGUGAAUGUAUUACUCAAUUUUCAAAUGGAAUUUGUUGGGGAUACGCCGGAGGAGCCGACACCUUUUUCUGAAAUAACGCUGCGUACGAAAGAUCCGCUAAUGUUCACGUUGCGGGAACGUAGAGAAAUUAGUGGAAUGUAAGCAGUAGCAUUUUGAGGAACUCUUUUUUUAAUAUUUUAAAAAGCUCGAUCGUUUUUAAAAUAGAUUAGAAAUUAUAAAAAAAAGAUUA
Rhagoletis pomonella (apple maggot) is the source of this 1639-nucleotide messenger RNA. Its product is annotated as cytochrome P450 4d1-like. The transcript is spliced from 4 exons. NCBI's taxonomy places the organism in Eukaryota, Metazoa, Arthropoda, Insecta, Diptera, Tephritidae. Gene Ontology annotation, molecular function: monooxygenase activity; iron ion binding; oxidoreductase activity, acting on paired donors, with incorporation or reduction of molecular oxygen. The record is from RefSeq and is a predicted model, not a curated record. Bases 1 to 1551 code for a protein of 516 amino acids.